Molecule: messenger RNA, 1368 nt
Organism: Penicillium taxi
Lineage: Eukaryota; Fungi; Ascomycota; Eurotiomycetes; Eurotiales; Aspergillaceae
Product: putative nuclear envelope protein Brr6
Exons: 3
Coding region: 1-1368 (455 amino acids)
Biological process (GO): lipid homeostasis; nuclear envelope organization
Cellular component (GO): nuclear envelope; nuclear membrane
Source: RefSeq, a predicted model, not a curated record
AUGCGUAGGACUGCUCCAGAGAGUCCAAUGGACUUUGAAUGGCAGAGGAGUCGCCCGAUGGAUGCGACAUCGCCCUUCGCCCAGUUCGCAACGCAACAGGAAAAUAAAAAAACGCUCAAAGGAACACAUACCGCAUUCGGCUCACCCGAAAAGAACCAAUUACCAUAUCUGCGUCCUCCGAACUCUGAGGCUUUCUUGUUCAGCCAACCCCUCCCCCGGCCACAACCUGCCAAAACCCCCUCCUACGCGGCGGCUUUCAUGACCCCGCGCAAGUUGAAUGAUGUAGACAUGUCAUCUGGCCCUGAGAAUAUGUCUUCACCAGAGAACGCAGAUAAUGAUGACACGCCAGAGCAGCUAGGAAAAAACGAGCGGCGAAACAGCUUGUGGCCUAUUUAUGGACGCUUUGGGCAAAGUCCCGGUCGAGGGGAGAUUCCACGAACAAAAAAUUACUCCGAUAAAGUCGUUCGCAAGAUCCAAAAGAACCGCCGCCGGAAUCAGGAGAUUCGCCAACGGAUCCCAGUGGAUAGCGACGACGAGAGCGAUCGGCCCAGCAGCCGCGAAGGGUGGAAGGACAAGCAGGGAAAACAAAGAAAAGUCUCAAAUCCAAAGCCUCCCCAGUCCCGAGUCUCUUCCUUCUCGGAAUUCUUUGCACUCCUAGAGGCGCACCCUAAUGUCCCGAACAUCUUGUCGUGGUGGGCCCAGCUCCUCGUCAAUCUCUCUUUGUUCUCCCUAGCCGUGUACAUCGUCUUCACAAUCGUGGCGGCUAUCCGAGCCGAGUUCGACCAGGCUGCUGAGGAGGUCUCGGACACGAUUUUGGCCGAAAUGGCUGUUUGCGCAAAGAGCUAUGUCGACAACAAGUGCGGCGGCGGAGACCGACUCCCUGCCCUGGAGACCGUGUGUGAGAACUGGGAACGGUGCAUGAAUCGCGAUCCAGCCAAGGUGGGCCGAGCCAAGGUAUCGGCGCAGACCAUGGCUACGAUUAUCAACAGUUUCAUUGAUCCGAUCAGCUACAAAGCAGUAAUGAUCUUCCUCGCAACUAUAUCUACCGUGACAGUUGUCAGCAACUGGUCAUUCCGCUCCUUCAGAACUCGUCAUAAUCAACCUGAUUACAGCCAACAUCACCCAAAUUACCCGCGCCAACCACCGCAUGAGUCUAUCCAUGCGCCAACACAAUCAAAUCCGAGCUACGGCUACUACGGACAAGGGGAUCCACGACAGGCGGUAAAAAGCAGCUACGUCCAGCAAGAAAACAAUCCUCUUUUACUUGAGGAGCCCCGAAAACUAGACUUUAUCACCGAGCGUAGCCGAGACCGCGAAGCCCAUCUACGAAGCCCGAGUCCUAAUAAGCGUGACCGCCGGUUCAUGUAA